Messenger RNA from Cyphellophora europaea CBS 101466, 3168 nucleotides. RefSeq lists its product as uncharacterized. The record is from RefSeq and is a predicted model, not a curated record. Lineage: Eukaryota; Fungi; Ascomycota; Eurotiomycetes; Chaetothyriales; Cyphellophoraceae. Gene Ontology annotation, molecular function: hydrolase activity. Bases 1 to 3168 code for a protein of 1055 amino acids. The transcript has 2 exons.
AUGACUUUGACGACCUUCUCGGUUGGGGCAGCCGUUACCCCGACGGUUGUCAAGACCUGUGUCGCACAUUACGCAAAUCGCAAGCCGCGACAUAAGAAGCCCACGGCUCACAUAUCAUACGAUGAGGGCCUCCACCUCAUCCGAUGCUUCCUCCAGUACGCCUCCCACAAAACAGUUGACGAGCUGCAAGCAUUCACUGCUCAAUGGGUACCAAACCCCACAUGGGUCAAAACAGAAGAUGUUACUAUCGCUCCUGAACAUGUCUCCAAAGCCGCUGAAACACUCAUUCGCCAGCUUGGGCCAGAGGGCAUUCAAGCUGUGGGUGGCCGCGAGUGGUGGCAGUGGCGGAGGAACGGGAGUGAUCUACGCGCCGAGUGGAUCGAGAUGAGCGCUCAUUACAAUGAGAGAAAACGCGACAACAAGAAGUGUAGGCGUGUCAUGCUAUACGCUCAUGGUGGUGGCUACUUUUUCGGAUCGGUCGACGAGCAUCGCUACCAACUCCAGCGCCACGCGCGUAAACUCAAAGCUCGCGUGAUUGCUCCCAGAUACCGUCUAGCACCUCAGUUUCCUUUUCCUUGUGGCUUGCAGGACUGCUUGGCUGUCUAUCUAUACACCUUGACCCUACACGAACCGAAUGAGAUCAUUCUGGCGGGUGACUCGGCUGGUGGCGGCAUGGUCAUGUCCAUGCUGUGCAUACUCCGCGAUCAAGGUCUACCGCUACCAGCCGGUGCAGUACUGAUAUCACCCUGGGUCGAUCUGACCCAUUCGUUCCCAAGCGUUUCGGAAACCAAUCCACUCGACUACAUCCCUCCCCAUGGAUUUCACCAUCGUCCAUCUGUGGCAUGGCCUCCACCAACUGAUGAUGAGAUGGAAUUUAUGCGGAAGAACGACGAAGGCCAGACUCGAGAAGAGGCAUUCACCGCCAAAGCUACGGAGCUCGCCGAAGACUUGGGCAUGGAUACAGCGGAUAGUAACGACCCAACAUCGAAAGUGGCCAAUAGAGUUCCGGCUCCCAAUCACUUCCUAUCUAUCGAGCUAGACAACAAGCUUGUGGUCGUGAAGGAACAAAUUCAGAUGUAUACGACCAACCAGCUACUGUCCCAUCCGCUUGUGUCCCCAGUGCUUCAGCCAUCGCUAGGGGGUCUGCCACCACUUCUCAUUCUCGUUGGUGGCGGUGAGAUGCUUCGAGAUGAGCAAAUCUACCUUGGACACAAAGCCGCGAACCCUGGGAAGUACCCUCUGUCCGACAUAUAUAAGACCAAAUACGACCCAGACAAUGCCAUUUUGAACAGAUAUAAGCCCACUCAUGUCCAGCUACAAGUAUGGGAAGAUCUAUGUCACGUUGCGCCGACACUUUCUUUCACACGCCCAGCGAAAUUCAUGUAUAGAUCCAUUGCCCAGUUUGGGGCAUGGGCUCUGGCUCGCGCUCAAGAUAGGCCCAUUGAGAUCGUGGACGACGAUGAGAUUUCCAUAAUUUCAUCCGAUUCGGACGACGAAACACCUUCCGAUUCAACAGAUAGCAUUGCCAGAAUGAAAAACAAAGGCAAACAGCACAAAUACGUGGGGCGAGCGGGCGACCCCUUGCCGAUAUUCCGCAACCACAUGAUCCGCCAGCAAGUUGAUAGGUAUGGUAAUAUUGCGGAGCUGCCUCCGCCAGAAGAACUUCCUGCGACAUCAAUGGACCGAGACGAAGUUGGCCUGAUCAAGUCCGGCCCGGUGAAGAAAUGGAUGCAAGCAAAAGACCACUGGGCAUCAAAGUACGCCAGCACGAAACGGAAACUGCAGAAGCAGCGCAUCGCCGCAAUCCGAUCCAACAAUCAUGUCCCCUUUGGGCCUGGAGAAAGGCCUCCCCCGAGUGCGCUGGCGGCAAGGCGAACAGCAAGGGAGGUCGAGAAGCAGCAGCGCAAAUCGUACGGUCUGUUCAUGUGGUCUAUGUGGGGAAGCAAGCACGACGAGGCCACGAUCAGACGAGAAGAUGAGUUUGUGCGACGAGAGACCGAAGCCCAAAUACCGGCACCAGACCAGCCUGCGACGACGAACCCAGCAAUCCCUCCUGCAUCAACCGACGUCACCUCACCUACGAUCCAGGAACCUUUUCCUCCAGUUUCCCCCUCAACCAGACCUCGACGUUCCUCGCGUCGCUCCUUGUCCCGUGGCAGCAAACAACGCCGGCGCACCUCCGACCACGGUACCACCGACCGCAGCCGCUCCCGCCGCCGCACCGUCUCUGUUACCGACCGCGGUCAAGCCGGUGCACUUAUGGAGGAGCUCAUGCCUCCCGCACUUCCAACGGUACACUCCAGCAACCACCAGAACAACGACCUUGAAACCACCGCUGCAAACGACAACGACAACAUCCUCAUCACGCCACCGCAGACCGCAAACCCCGACGCUAGCAACCCUCACCCUAGCUCCCCAUCCAGCAAUUACCUAUCCCCGCAAUCCGCCACCAACGCGCCUCCCUUCCUCCCGAAAUACAGAACCGCCAGCCACCUCUACUCCGACCCGCAGUCCCGCGACGUAGACAGCAUGUCCACACGCACGGGCUUCUCGGGCAUCUCAACCUCCAACGCCUCCACGCGCGCCGUCUUCUCCGCUCCCGGCGUGAGCAAAGUAGCAACGAGCGACAACAACAACACCGCCUCCAGACCCAGCAAUGACGACGACAGCCUGACAGCCAGCACAGCGCAAGACAACGAUCCGAGGCCCAGCGCCACGGCGAGGAUGAGCAAUGAUGGCGGCAGCAUCACCGGCGGCAGCGGCGGCGGGUCAGCGACGCCCACGGCCCCGAUGUUCGAGGCGCACAAAUCUGGCCCCGUCACGCGUGGGAUGUCCCGCGACGGUCAUGUUGAAGACCAAAUCCAGAGCGAAGACAGAGCCGGAGUCGCAGACGGAGCAGGAGCAGAAUCGCCCGUAUCGCGCCGCAGCAUCGAACGCCUGCGCAGCACGGACCGCGAGCCGGGCGACAUGACGCCGCUGCGCAGGUCCAGCACCGAUGCGGUCAUGCGCGUUGAGGGCGUCGUGGGCGUCGUUGACGACGUCGGCGGGGAGUCGGCGUCGGAGUCGGAGUCGGAGGAGGCGCGCUCGGGGGUGGACGCGGAUGGGGGAGUAGGAGCGGGAAAGGGAAAGGGAAAGGGAAAGGGCACAGGAGAGAACCUGCAGGUGUAG